Lolium rigidum is the source of this 1271-nucleotide messenger RNA. Its product is annotated as RNA-binding protein CP29B, chloroplastic-like. The record is from RefSeq and is a predicted model, not a curated record. Gene Ontology annotation, molecular function: mRNA binding. The transcript has 5 exons. Lineage: Eukaryota; Viridiplantae; Streptophyta; Magnoliopsida; Poales; Poaceae. Gene Ontology annotation, cellular component: cytosol. The coding region runs from base 47 to 901 and encodes 284 amino acids.
CGGGAGGACAGAAACCGCCCGCGUCGCAACCUCCGGCGAACCACCAAUGGCGCUCUCCCUCGCGCGCAGCAGCCCCCACCCCGCCGCGGCGCUCCCGGCGCCCCGCAUUUCCCACUUCGCCACGAUCCUCCACUCCCCACGCCGCCCCUACCCCGGCCUCCGCCUCCGCCUCCGCCUACCGGCCGCCGCCGUCGCGGCCUCGUCGCCCCCGGAGGCGCAGGCCGCGGAGCCCACGGCCGCGGCGGCGGAGGGGGACGCGGAGCCGGGGAAGACGCGGCGGAAGGUCUUCGUGGGCAACAUGCCGUGGACCUUCUCCGCGGCGGAAAUCCAGAAGCUCUUCUCGGAGUGCGGCGUCGUCAAGGACGUCGAGGUUAUCAAGCUGAAGGACGGGAGGAAGAGGGGCUUCGCGUUCGUCACGAUGUCCACAACCGAAGAGGCGGCCGCCGCGGUGGAGAAGUUCAACGAACACGACCUCAUGGGAAGGAUCAUCAAGGUGGAAUUUUCGAAGAGCUUCAGAAAACCUGCCCCACCACCAUCUCCAGACACCAUUGUGGCAAAGUACAAGCUUUAUGUGUCCAAUCUUGCAUGGAAAGCAAGGUCUAACAAUCUGAAGGAGUUCUUCUCACAGUAUAACCCAGUUUCUGCUAAUGUAGUCUUUGACGAUAAAAAGUCAGCUGGGUAUGGUUUUGUUUCUUUUGGAACGAAAGAGGAAGCUGAGUCUGCUCUCAGUGAACUUGAUGGAAAGGAACUUAUGGGAAGGCCUGUUCUCCUGAGAUGGCGGGAGGAUAAGGAAGUUGUAAAGGCUGAUGGUGAAGUUGAAGGUGUGAAGGUUAGCGAUCAGCCAGAGGGUGCUGUGAUUGACAACAGUGUUGAGGAGGAUGCUGAAGAUAAACAGGAAUAGUCUAAUAGUACUGUACUGGGAGAAAGUUGAAGUAACCUUAUUGAUAAAGUGCAGUUGCGGAAACUCAUUGUACAGAUACAGAAUAGAGGUGGUAAUUGUAACCAAGGACUGAAAGACUGCAAAUCGCUUUCUGCCUCAAUGCUGGUAAGGGAAAUGGGAACAAAGCUUAUUAGCUCAAAUUAAGGUGAAACAUUGUCCUUGAGUAUCUUGCUUCAAUAUUUAAAGGGAGUGAUGUGUUUAUUGUAAUGGUCUGUACUUAUUUAUAGUUCAUUGUGACCAUGAGCUGUCUCCUGCUGAGAUACUUGUAGUUUCCUAAUUUUGGACUCAGUUCACCAUAAUAUUUCUUACCUUGCCAAUCAGCUUUAGGCAA